Sebastes umbrosus (honeycomb rockfish) is the source of this 3428-nucleotide messenger RNA. It is a transcript of the gene tyw1, whose product is annotated as tRNA-yW synthesizing protein 1 homolog (S. cerevisiae). Gene Ontology annotation, biological process: wybutosine biosynthetic process. Gene Ontology annotation, molecular function: catalytic activity; FMN binding; 4 iron, 4 sulfur cluster binding. The record is from RefSeq and is a predicted model, not a curated record. NCBI's taxonomy places the organism in Eukaryota, Metazoa, Chordata, Actinopteri, Perciformes, Sebastidae.
CAGCAUGCUCCUCGGCCAAACACUAUGGUUGCACAGAACAUCAGCUGCAGAGGACUUUGUACUUUAACUCACCGUUUGCAGCGAUGCUGAGCUUAUUCCUGGUUAUUAUUCUUUGCAUACAUCGUGUGUCUACUUCGGAUACUAAAGUGUCACAGAAUGGAAACAGUCCCAGUGAGAGCUACCUCAUGUCCAUAUGGCACAACAGGCUCUACGUGUAUUCAGCUGCUGCUCUCAUCUUUGGGAUCUGGUUCUCACUGAAGGUGGCUCUGAAGAAGAAAAGCUUCUCCAAAGAUGUGGAGCCGUUGGUCUACAAGGCUGUGAAGAGCAAUGAUAGCUCUGACAGAGACACUGUGGUUCAAGUGUCAGGAGUUAAAAUCUUCUACGGUUCACAAACUGGAACAGCAAAGGGCUUUGCAGAAGAGCUGUCAGAGGAGGUGAAGUCUUUGGGAAUACCAGCAGAGGUGAUUGACAUCAAAGACUACGAUCCGGACGAUCAACUGGCUGAUGAGUGCACCAACAAGUCGGUCUGCGUGUUCCUUGUGGCCACCUACACCGACGGACAGCCAACAGAGAACGCUGAGUGGUUCUGUAAGUGGUUGGAGGAGGCGUCCACUGACUUCAGAUACGGGAAGACCUACCUCAAAGGCCUCAGAUAUGCCGUGUUUGGUCUCGGCAACUCUGUCUAUGUCGGCCACUAUAAUACGGUGGUUAAAAACGUGGACAAGUGGCUUUGGAUGCUGAGUGGCAUGCGGAUCAUGACUAGGGGAGAGGGCGACUGUAACGUGGUGAAGAGCCGUAAUGGCAGCGUUCAAGCAGACUUCCUGGCCUGGAAGGGGAAGUUCCUGAUCCGCCUGCAGGCCCUGGCCAAGGGAGAGAAGAAGAGCUGCAGCGGGAACUGUAAGACUGGAGGCUCCUGUAAGAACAACAAGAAGGACGGACAGGAGGAAGAGGAGGAGGCAGCGCCGCAGAAUAACAGCUCUGAGGAGGAUCUGAUGGAGUCCAGCAGUGAUGAGGACGAGUCCAGCCUGCAAGAUGAGAAAAAUGGUUCAGUGGUUGACAUGGAGGAUCUGGGCAACAUCAUGAACAGUGCCAAGAAAGCAAAGAGCAAAGAGGACGGCCGAGAAGACGGCCAGAUGGUGAAGCUAUCCAAGUUGAACGGAGUGAAGAAGAUUGAGGAUGAAGGGGAAAGAAGAGAGAUGAUCACCCCUGCUCUUAGACAAGCACUGACAAAACAAGUCCAUGCUGCGAGGGAGAGGAGGCUGUUACAAGCACACCUUCUACGGCAUGAGUCCCACCGGUGCAUGGAGACCACCCCCAGCCUCGCCUGUGCUAACAAGUGUGUCUUCUGCUGGAGACAUCACACCAACCCAGUGGGCACAGAGUGGCGCUGGAAGAUUGACCCUGCUGAGAAGAUCCUGGAGGACGCCUUGGAGAAGCACCAGAGCAUGAUUCGACAGUUCAGAGGUGUCCCUGGAGUGAAGCCCGAGCGGUACGAGGAGGGCUUGGAAGCCAAGCACUGCGCCCUCUCCUUGGUGGGGGAGCCAAUCAUGUACCCCGAAAUCAACACCUUCAUCCGCCUCCUCCACUCUCACCGCAUCUCCAGCUUCCUGGUCACCAAUGCACAGUUCCCACAGGAAAUCAGGACCCUGGUUCCAGUUACCCAGCUGUAUGUUAGCGUGGACGCCAGCACCAAAGACAGUCUGAAGAAGAUUGACCGACCGCUUUUCAAGGACUUCUGGCCUCGCUUCCUGGACAGCCUCCGGGCCCUGGGAGAGAAGAGACAGAGGACGGUGUAUAGACUGACGCUGGUGAAGGCCUGGAACGUGGAAGAGAUGCAGUCCUACUCGGAGCUCAUUGCUUUGGGCCAGCCGGACUUCAUUGAGGUCAAAGGAGUGACGUACUGCGGGGAAAGCUCUGCCAGCAGUCUGACCAUGGCUAACGUCCCCUGGCACCAGGAAGUGGUCGCCUUCGUCCAGCAGCUGGCUGACAUGUUGCCUCAGUAUGAGAUUGCCUGCGAACACGAGCACUCCAACUGUUUGCUCAUCGCACACACCAAGUUCAAGGUGGACGGCGAGUGGCGGACGUGGAUCGACUACGAGCGUUUCCAGGAGCUGGUCCAGGCUCACGAGGAGAGUGGGGGACAGCAGGGCUUCUCAGCCUUUGACUACAUGGCCAAGACUCCCAGCUGGGCUAUGUUCGGAGCCAACGAGCAAGGUUUUGACCCCGUCGACACACGCUUCCAACGACGCAACAAAACCAAAGACAUUUCAGGAUGCUGAUAGAUGUGUGAGAGAGAGAAAGAGAGGUAGGAUGAAAAAGCGAGGACUAAGCUCCAUAGCAAAGAAUUAAAAAAAAGUAGGGUUCAAUGUUUUUCCGCUUUGAGUUUCAAAGUUUCCUUUUUUGUCCCUAGCUGCCCUCAUUCUCACUUUCUCCCGCUUGUCAUUUCUCUUCAAUUUUUGAUCCUUCAGUUUAUUGGCUUGAGCUCUGAGAUCAGACGAAAUCCGUCAGAAUCAAUUCCUUUGCACUCACUUUCUAGACAUUCCCUUUAGGUGCUUUCCUUGCUUCCUAUACUGUAUGUACAUAGAUCUUUGAUACUUCCCUCGUUUUUUUGAAGGGGUCAUUAUUAUAAAUGUCAAUGGCUUUUUGAUCUUUGAUUCAUCUGGCAGCACUUGGGAAGGUUGACACUGUUAACGUGGAACCUGGGAGUGGUUUCAUCAUCAGCUGACAUAUUUUUCAAUAAUCCAGGUUCUAGUUAGGCAGCCGUACAGCUCAGGACAUGAUUAGCAUAUAAGGAGCUCUUCUCCUCAUGUCACCUCCCAGAAACCUUUUCCUCCUACUCAUUAGGACAGUGGUUGUAUUUACUUGGUGGUGAGAGACUCGAGCAGUGAGAGAAAGACAUCAAGGCUGCGUCUCCACUGGGAGAGUCAGGCUUCUUAUUGCUCUCUUUGUGACGGAUAGUUCUGCAAUAGAGAGGUGAAGUCCCGCCCCUUCCGGUGGAUCCCAUCGGACCUUACUUUGGAAAAAAUAUCCCCAUCCUGUUGGAAUUGCGCCAUGAAUCACACAUAUGAUGUUUGUCAAUUUAAAACAUAAUUUUGCACGUCAAGAAAGUCGCAGUUUGUCAUAGGUUUGUCAUAGUAUCAUGUCGUUUUGUGUGAAACCGCUCAGUGAACUACAUCUCUCAUCUCGUACAAUAUACCUUUUCUUACUUGGUGUGUUUUAUCCAGCAACUCCUGGUCUUUUUAUCAUCCUGGAAGCGAAAGAAGGAACAAGACCUGUUGCUCCUGUGAGUUCAUCCGAGUACGAAACACACACAGGCAUCGUAGCUCCAGAGAGAGAGACGUCACUUACGCAAUUUUUGGGUGUGUAGUCUUUCUAUUUACGUAUUUUCACAGACUUAUACUUCAGCAGUUUUACAACAAAGUGCGGCC